Molecule: messenger RNA, 1974 nt
Organism: Anopheles arabiensis
Lineage: Eukaryota; Metazoa; Arthropoda; Insecta; Diptera; Culicidae
Exons: 7
Coding region: 423-1889 (488 amino acids)
Source: RefSeq, a predicted model, not a curated record
ACAGUAAUCGUAGCAACCAUCGCCGCUCAUCUACCGCCAGUAAUCUUGUCCCUAGCAGCUGUUGAGAACGAUUUUUGCUUCAUUCGAUCCCGUUUUCGUACGUAGACAGUCUCGUCUCAAUUGAAGUACCACCCUCGGUGGCGAAGGUGAGAGGAAAAUUCAAAAAAUAAUAUUAUAUCCCAUUUACGAUCCGUACAUUUGUCGUGCACACAGCGGCGGUCGAAUCAGUGCCGAGUGGCUCAGAAGCGAAAGGUCAUCUGAUCAGCAGCAGCGGCGGAGGUGUCGGUAGCGCAGGCAAACUUCCAAAUUGACAAUCUAUUACCCUCUGCCAGCACACUCGGCCAACCCAGACUAUCGGAUCCAAUCAGGCAGUCAGCCCAGCCCCGGAGUAACAGCCGAAACAUCUUCGCUGCCCCGGUGCGAUGCGGAAAACGAUGGCGCCCACCAGGUCCGUCCAUUUUAUUGAUAGUGAAACGAUUUCGAAGCAAAUAUUUACCCCGGCCCGGUACAAUCUGCCACUGUUUCUGUGCAAAAAGCUGAACGUUCGAUCGACUUCUGUCGAAAGGAAUACAAAACAACAAUGUACCAGAAAGCUCGAGCAGGCCUCACUGUUGCAGCGCAUGGCGAAAUAUCAUGUGAAUGAACUGACGAAAGACCGGCACAAAAAGAAGUCAUCACCAAUUACUCAACCCCAACCGCCCAGCUGCUCAGCUGUGCACACGCGCCGUCGAUGUAGUACGCACCGAUUUGCAUGGCCCGACUGUCCCAGACCGUUGCGUGAUGGGCGCAAGGAGUGGUGCCUACCACCGGGCAGAUAUCGAUUAGGUGGAAGUCUCGCAGAUUUAGCUAACCAAUCAACAGGUGGCGGCAGCAAAGCAGUACGGGACGGCCCCACUAAAGGUGGAUUCGGAUGCGGAGGCGCCACCGGCACGAACAGCAGCCAGCGCCACCCGGUGGACAUCAACACGAUCAACCUACCGGCCGAGAUGAAUAAGUUAUUGCAUCCGCGCAAAUACUUUGUCGGUAAAAUACGACCCGGUGAUCGCAUGACCGACCGUCCCACGCUGCGUUUGGCCCUAACUGAACCGACGGUUUGCUACCGCGAUCCGCACCAUCCCGGUCCCGGCAACUACGAUCCGGAAAAGCCACAACUCCCAUCACGUCCCGGACAAGCGGUCAACAAGCAGCGCCCUCUUCCGCCGUGCUGCUACACGUACGAUCUAUACUGCCGGGAGCCAUUCUUCCGUCCACCUCCGGGCCGGUACGACAUCCGUGACGCGCUGCCACCACACGCUUCCGACCAAUCACAGCCAAUCACGGUACAACCGAUCCCACCGAUACGGUACGGCAAGGCAACGAUUCGUUUGAACUCGAUCGACAUUCCCGUCCGACCCCGGAAGGGACGCCGUAACAUGAAGGUGGCAUUUCUGAGCGGAACUGCCCGGUUUCGGGAUCGCGACUUUAUGCCUAUCGGUGGGCUGGGCAAAGCGACGCCAGCAGGAGGAAGUUUCACUGGCAAGCGCCUGGAAAAGCAGCAGGAGAAAACACCAGCAGCAACAUCAACAUCAAAGAGAUCAGCCAGUCCGCUGCUCGCACCAACCUCACCACCUCGAGACUGGCUGGAAGGGGCAGAGCGUGUAUCAACCGGCGGAGAGCGGAGUGCUACACCAAGGUCGUCACAAGUCGAACAGGUGGAAGGCCAGCUGGAAGGGGAGGAUACCGUCGAGGAUAAAGCGGAACGAGCUGGAGUAAGUGAGGAUUUGAUUGAAGUGCUUGUCACAUACGGGAUCAGCCGGGGAGACCUGCCACCAUUGUCCAGGCACAAGAUACCGACGAAAUUCUUCACAGUUCCUAAACUAGCUCGUACGGGACCGGUGGCAUUGGUUUAACCAAACAAUCGUGCUCGUGCUUUAUAUUUUUCGAAUCCUAAAUUUAAAUUCAUGUGAGCUGGUCGUUACUAUCACGUUUAAUGCA